AUUUACUUCUAAAUUGUCAAGAGCGCAUUUCCUCUACUCAACGAAGCAGCCAUUUUAUCUGACUCCUUUCUUUGCUCUUCUGCCAUCCUCGUGUAGCAAGAUUUAAAAAUGGUGAACUCCAAAGGUUAUCGUCGUGGUACUCGUCAUUUGUUCUCCAAGAAAUUCAAGGAGCAUGGUGUUGAACCCCUGUCAACUUUCUUGAAGGUGUACAAGAAGGGAGAUAUUGUCGACAUCAAGGGCAAUGGUGCCUUCCAGAAGGGUAUGCCAUUCAAAUUCUACCACGGCAAGACUGGUAGGGUUUUCAACGUCACACAACAUGCUGUUGGCAUCAUUGUCAACAAACAAGUUCGUGGAAAGAUCUUGCCCAAGAGAAUCAAUGUUCGUGUGGAACACAUCAACCACUCCAAGUGCCGUCAAGACUUCUUGACCAGAGUGAAGACCAACGAGAAGCUGAAGAAGGAAGCUAAAGAGAAGGGCAUCAAGGUGAAUGUUAAGCGUCUACCUGCCCAGCCAAGACCAGCUCAUUUCGUCUCCACCAAGAACAAUGAGCCAGUUUUCCUUGCUCCCAUUCCCUACGAGUUUAUUGCUUAAUUGUACAUCUUAAGCCUGAACUUCAAAUAAAAGUGGAUGGACCUCAA
This is a messenger RNA of Daphnia pulicaria, 638 nucleotides long. RefSeq names its product 60S ribosomal protein L21-like (gene RpL21). Gene Ontology annotation, biological process: translation. The transcript has 3 exons. Gene Ontology annotation, cellular component: cytosolic large ribosomal subunit; ribosome. NCBI's taxonomy places the organism in Eukaryota, Metazoa, Arthropoda, Branchiopoda, Diplostraca, Daphniidae. Bases 109 to 591 code for a protein of 160 amino acids. The record is from RefSeq and is a predicted model, not a curated record. Gene Ontology annotation, molecular function: structural constituent of ribosome.